AUGUCAACCCCUCCAACCUCCAAACGAGUCAAGGCGUCUCCAUCGACCAGCGCGCCAUCGCACCUGCUAGCUCCGCAGCAGGUCAAUCCAUUUCAAAGAGUGCCUUCAUUCGAGGGCAUUCCUAUGCCCCAAUCUCAGCUUUCUCCCCCCAACCCCAAAAAGCGCCGUGCUUCGCCCCAGGUAAGCACUGCGACAACCAUGACAGCAUCUGGGACUACAGCCGCUGCGGCCGAGACCACACUUGAACCUGGGCCAGGAGCACCAGAAGCUCCCCCCAAGAAAAAGGGAAGGACCAACACUCCGUGGACUGCGGAGGAAGAGCAACGGCUAAAGACAAUGCGCGAUGCUGGUCGCAGCUGGAGUGAGAUUGCUAAGACAUUCCCUUUUCGAACUGAAGGGAGUGUUAAGAAGCACUGGUAUAAGGAUAUGCACUAUGCCGAAUUUGAUGAAGACGAGUCCAUGGCGCUCCGCGAGGCAAUCAAGGAAUAUGAGGCGAGCAAAUGGAAAGUCAUCGGACAAAAAGUUGGAAAACCGGCCAAGGCAUGUGAACAGUAUGCGAAAGAGCACUUUAAGGACCUCUAG
Molecule: messenger RNA, 582 nt
Organism: Aspergillus pseudonomiae
Lineage: Eukaryota; Fungi; Ascomycota; Eurotiomycetes; Eurotiales; Aspergillaceae
Product: SANT/Myb-like DNA-binding domain-containing protein
Exons: 6
Coding region: 1-582 (193 amino acids)
Source: RefSeq, a predicted model, not a curated record